Messenger RNA from Juglans regia (Persian walnut), 1715 nucleotides. RefSeq names its product transcription factor bHLH144-like. Gene Ontology annotation, molecular function: protein dimerization activity. The record is from RefSeq and is a predicted model, not a curated record. The transcript is spliced from 4 exons. Bases 772 to 1470 code for a protein of 232 amino acids. NCBI's taxonomy places the organism in Eukaryota, Viridiplantae, Streptophyta, Magnoliopsida, Fagales, Juglandaceae.
AAUUAAACACAUCCAAACACUACCCACACCUCUCUCUUUCUCUCUGUCUAGAACCCAUACUCUCUGUCUUUUGCAGCUCUGCACCGACUUUAAUCGAUAGAUCUUCAGCAUAUAUCGGGGGGAAGAGCUUCGGAGAAACCCUAGUCGAAGUUGGAGUUCGUUUUUCUUAUAGAGCUGGAAGGAGAAAAAUAAAGAUGCCUUGGACUUCCUCUUCAGCGAAUUACGAAAUGAACUGUGUUCGCUUGGUGGUGUUCUUUCGUGUAAUACUGUAGCUUUAUUUCGUCCGGGUGGUUUGUGAAGGGAUUUCUUAGCUAGUAUUCUUUUUUUAAUUUGAAACUGGUGGGAGUGAGAAUGUACAUUGGAGUUACCAUAAAAAGAUAUCGAGCAGUGAAAGAAGUUGGGCAGAUUAAAAUGAGUGUCAGGGUCAUCACAUACUACCAAUUGAUACAAGCUUGCCAGGCUGAGUAUUUCCGUCAGUUGCUUAAACCUGUUACGUAGUCUUCUAUUUUCAAGUUCUGGGACACUGGGAUUUGGAUUGACUGCCUUUGAUUGGAUUCAUACUAAAGAAGGCAGUGACAGAGACGAAACAUUUGAUGAUGGCAACUGUUUGUUUGGAAAAACUGCCGGGAACGUCGACACUUUAAUCAACUAGUUAGUAUUGUCAUCACCUUAGGAACCUUCAUCCAAUUGAGGUUUGUAUAAUUGCUAGUGUAGAAGUGGGAACUCCAACAUUUCUUCAGACUUUUAAUUACGUAGGAAAUAGGAAUAUCGAUGCAGGGUGACCAGCAAUUUUUCCGUGAAAAGGCUCUACCAAAUCAAGUGGGGAACAGUUAUGUGCACACUCCAGUUGCACCUGCUUUUGGUGCACUGUUGAAUUCGAGUGCUAGGUACUCGACACCUUUUCAUGGUGUCGAAUUUCAACCUUCUGAGGUUUGCCCCAAGAAUUUUAUUAUCUUUGAUCAAACAGAUCACCGGAGCCAGAUUAUGUUCCAUCCUUGGAUUUCCAACAAAUGUAGUGCUCCUGGCACCGGUGCAACCUGCAUUGAAGUGAAAGAAGUUGAUCGCAUGGAAAGAGAAAUAUCAUUGCCACUGAAAGAGGAUUCAGAUGAUAUUGAUGCAUUGUUGAGUUUAGAAGAGGAUGGACAAGAAUAUGAUGACGAAGAGGUUAGCACAGCCCGAACUAGUGGAGAUCAUAGAAGCUCGUCCCCAGAUUCUUUCUCCAGCUAUUGUUCAAAACCAAAGAAGAAUAGAUUUUCUUCUUCUAUUCAGAAGUCCUCGAGCAGUAGUGACAGCUGCAACAAUGACAGGAAACGGCAGAAAAUGAAGAAGAUGGUGAGGGCAUUGAGAGGGAUAGUACCUGGUGGCAAUCAAAUGAAUACUGCUGCUGUGCUAGAUGAAGCCGUUAGGUACCUCAAGUCUCUCAAGGUUGAAGUACAGAAGCUUGGAGUUGGGGAUUCAAAUGAUGUCUAAAGUUUAAAGCCGUGGUAAGGAUGACGGAACCCUCUCUUUCUUGUUCUCUCUCAAUUGCAACAAGUUGGCAUUAGGGGAAUAAUAAUUGCCAUUGUUAGAGACUCACUGUUGUGUAAGAAAACCAAUUUAUACUUGUAUUAAUGGAGUCUGCUCCACAAACAGUGACUUGCGUGUUUGAACUAUUAGUUUCUAUUCUGACCUCUGCUUUAUAGUAAUUGGAUGGACAGCCACCACUUCGAUCUAUA